Prorocentrum cordatum is the source of this 2831-nucleotide messenger RNA. NCBI's taxonomy places the organism in Eukaryota, Dinophyceae, Prorocentrales, Prorocentraceae. The record is from the annotation of a GenBank genome assembly.
AGGGCACGCGCCGCGCCGGCAGCCAGCGCGCCGCCGCCCGCGCGCCGGGCGCGCUGUGGCAUGGACCGCCAGCAGCCAGCGCGCCGAGCGGCACCUGCGCAAUGGCGUUCCGCACGAUUGACCAAACCCUGCGGAACCAGCGCGCCGAGGGCGGGUCGGGCGCGAGCGCGUCGCGCAGAAGCAAGCCCGGCCCCGUGCUCUCGCAGCACGCUGGGCACGGGCGAGCGGGCGGGGUUGGCAUGGACGAGGCCCCGCACGACCUCAACGCGGCUCUGGUCGGCAUGGACGAGUCGGGCUCGCGAAGCCCACCCUCUCAGUCCCGCCCCAGGGAGGUCUCUCCCACGAAGGUGCCGGCUGCGCGCCGUCGGACAAAGGUGGAAAAGCUGCCCCCGGAGAAAGCCGCGACAGUGCCAGGCCCGGUGCCCAUGCAGCACAGCGAGCGCCCACUCCGCUACGAGCGGCUUGCCGAGGGACAGCCUGUGGAGGAGGCGAGAUCGGCGGGCGCGUCGGAGGAGUCCAGAGGCGCGAGGGUGAAGAAGCUGAGUCCAGGGAGGAGCACUUUGUCCGUGGCCGAGCCCCCUGCCACGCGGGCGGACGGUCACUCCCCUGCCCACUCGGCGAGAUCCGCGAAGUCGUCGCGGGUCAGCCCCACGUCCAGGGGCACGAGGACGAGUCCGACUCGCUUGGGGCACCGCGUCGAGGAGCACCGCGUCGAGGACAUGUUCCUCCCCCCGAAGCAGCAUUCGGCCGGGUCCGUGGCGGAGCCGCGCCAGGAAUCGCAGGCUGCCCAGGAGUUCCUGACCGACGGCGAGGAGCACGAGUCGGAGCGGGGCAGGGAGGCCCCUGUGCAGCGCCCGAAACCCAAGCGAGUCAAGCCCCUCUCGUCAAGCACCAGCACAAGCCCACUCGCCAAGCGAAUCGAGCCCCUCCCGUCAAGCACCAGCACGAGCCCACUCGUCAAGCGCAUCGAAUCCCUCUCGUCAAGCACCAGUGGGCGUGGCCCGAUCCCCGCCGCUCCCGCCGUCCAAGACCUGUCGGGAGCGGAGAAGGAGCGGGCCGAGAGGGACCUGGACGCCGCGCUGCGGGCCUGCAGGGGUGGCGUGGUCUGGCCGCACGUGCGGCUGAUGGUGCGGGGCGGGGGCGGCGAGGGAAAGACGAGCACCAUCGGCGCGAUGUCCGGGAAGACCUUCGAGGCCAGCCAGAAGAGCACCGUGGGCGCCGGCACGCUGGACGUGGAGCUCCGGCAGGAGGCCCUCGAGGCCGGGGGCGGCUCGGGCUGCCCCCUGCAGCCCCACCAGCGGGUCGCCGACGAGUACGUCGCUGCGCUCGCCGGGCAGGCCGCGGAGGGCGCCGCCGCGCCCGCGGCGUCCAUGCUCGACGCCCCCCGCGCUGCCGCCCGGGCGGGCCGCGGGCCCGCCCCCGGCGCGGCGCCGCCCCGCGCCGCGGCCGAGGAGUGCGUCGUGGCGGUCGCCCCAGCGGAGGACCCCAGCCGUGCACUCCCCGCCUGCCCAGCGGCCUCCAAGGACCUCGUUGUACGGUAUGCUGCCGCGAUGCAGCACCCGGAUGCGAGCAAGCCGAAGCUUGUGUUCCGUGUGCAGGACACCGGAGGGCAGCCGGUCUUUGUGCAGCUAGUCGAGCGCCUCAUGUCUUCCGCAGCAACAGUGUACAUGGUGGUGUUCUCUAUACCCAAGCUGCUGAACACGUUCCCCGCGCACUCCAAGAAGGUGACCGACCAUCUCCUGGCAAUAGCAGCGUUCGCCCAAGACGCCCCACUGCUGUUGGUCGGCACGCGGAAGGGCGAGGCUUCUGAGGCCGAGCUGAAGAGCGUGAGCGACCAGCUGCGCCUGCACAUUGAGCAGCACUGCCCUCCCUCCGUCGCCCGCAUGGCCCUCGGUGGGCGGGGCGUCGACGGCAUGUGCUUCUUCGCCGUGGAGAAUUCCCAGGGCUACGCGGGCGACGAUUCCAUCCGCGAGCUGGUCCAGGCCUUGGAGCGCGCGGCCGCCAGUCUGCCCUCGAUGAGGCAGCGCGUGCCGCUGGCGUGGCUGCAGGUCUACGACGCGCUGCGGCGCCUGUCGGAGCGCCAGCGUCACGUCCCGCUCGGCAGGGUCCGGGAGCUGGCGGAGGCCCACGGCAUGCCCCACAGGGGGCUCACCCUGGAGCAGGAGGUCGCCUCGAUGCUCCAGUUCUUCCACUCGCUGAACGCCGUCCUGUGGUGGGGGGACGUCCCGGACCUGGCAGGCCUUGUGAUCCUCGAUCCGCAGUGGAUGAUCGACGCGGCCUCCUGCUUCAUCCGAGACUUCGGGCUGCACGACCACACCGAAGGCUGGGAGAAGAUGCGGCUCUUCGACGAGAGGGCCAGGCGGGAGGAGCUCGCGGCAUGGAAGGAGCUCACACAGGGCAGCGGCAUCCUGCACAGGUGCGUGCUCGACAUCCUCUGGCAGAGCCAGGACUUCUCGCAGCACCGGCAGGAGCUGCUGCUCCUCAUGCGCCAGUUCGGCCUCCUCGUGCCCCUCCCCAACCGGGCCGACCAGUACCUGGUCCCCGCGCUGCUGGACCAGCUGGACCCCGCGAUGGCGCACGCCCCAGCCUGGAGGGCGCUGCUGGAUGGCCGCGCCGCGGGCGCGGUGGUCCUGGACGCCGCGGACCUCUCCGCGGGCUUCGCGCCCGCGGCCGUGUUCAGCAGGUUCUGCACCGCGGCCCUGGCCUGCGGCGCUGGGGCCGCGGAGGGGUGGGUCCUGCGCCAGGACCCACGAGGCCCUCGUCACCUUCGGCCACCAGCCCACCGUCCUCGCCCACGACCCCAGCAGCUCGGGCAUCUACCUGCAUUUUGA